Messenger RNA from Ostrinia furnacalis (Asian corn borer), 1901 nucleotides. RefSeq names its product pickpocket protein 28-like. Bases 159 to 1775 code for a protein of 538 amino acids. Gene Ontology annotation, biological process: sodium ion transmembrane transport. NCBI's taxonomy places the organism in Eukaryota, Metazoa, Arthropoda, Insecta, Lepidoptera, Crambidae. The transcript is spliced from 14 exons. Gene Ontology annotation, cellular component: plasma membrane. Gene Ontology annotation, molecular function: ligand-gated sodium channel activity. The record is from RefSeq and is a predicted model, not a curated record.
UGUAAGGUGCUUUACGGGACGAGUCGGAUCAAGGCUCCGUGCCACACGGACGUUAGUUAACAUACGUUAGUUUAAACCUAACCAAUUUUGAAUGUGUUAAUUGUUGAAAUUACCGAAGUUUGAACCGAGUCCGGAUCCCUAACUCCAAAAUUAAAACAAUGAUUGACGAUUACAGCUACAAGUCUCCGAAUAGCUACCAGUUGAACUCCAAAAAUGGCACGAACAUCCAAGAGGUGGAAUCUUCCAAGAAGAAGAAAAGACCACGACCAUUUCGCGAUAAUUUAAAGGAUUUUUUCUCAAAUACCACUUUACAUGGAUUCCGAUAUGUGCUGGACGAAAGGUUUACGUUAGUCGAAAGAAUAUGGUGGGUAGUUAUGGUGAUCAUAAGUAUAGUGGUGUGCGCCUUCUUCAUCCGUAAGGUGUGGGUCAAAUGGGACGAAACACCCGUGAUCGUGAGUUUUGCCGAGACAUCGAAUUCAGUGUGGCAUAUACCAUUUCCAGCAGUUACUCUCUGUAGCGAGACCAAACCUAGACAAAGAAUAUUUAAUUUUACAAAAGCGUCGAAAGAACGAUGGAGUAAUCCAUCCAUGAUCAGUGAUGAAGAUUUAAAAUUAUACCACGACAUGCUACUUUUAUGCAACAACGAUCGAAGCGAUGGACCGGAUUACGCUGAUAUUAAAAGUUCUAUUAAAACUUUACAAAAGUUGGCCCCACCUCGCGAGGAGUUGUUCAUGGACUGCCUGUGGCAGAACCUCACGUGUCCCGAGAUGUUCUUCCCCACGCUGACCAAGGACGGGUACUGUUACACCUUCAACAUGCUGUCUGCGGACGAAAUGUUCCGGAUGGAAAAUCUCCAUAAGGACUACUACCACGUAGGUGGGAUGAACAGGAGCAAAUGGACGCUGGAGCGAGGUUAUCCUAACGACGAGACCGUCCAAACAUAUCCGCUGAGAGGCCCUAGCUACGGCGGUGUAGAGUUCGAAGUUAUUUUGCUAACUGACAUUAGGGACUUGGAUCAAGUUUGCCGCGGUCCUGUACAAGGUUUCAAAAUAUGGCUUCAUAGUCCUGCCGAACUGCCCAACAUGGGCCAGAACUUCUUCCGACUGCCAAUACAGUACCAGUCGGCCGCCGCCAUCAUGCCACGGGUCAUGGACACAUCUGACGGACUGAAGCACUAUCCACCGCACAAACGCCAAUGCUACUUCCCCGAUGAGCGCUACCUGCACUUCUUCCGAACUUAUACGCAACGGAACUGCGAGCUUGAGUGCUCGUCGAACCACACGGCGCUGCGAUGCGGCUGCGUGCCUCUGUACAUGCCACAUGGCCCGAACACAAAAGUUUGUGGCGGUGGAAAACGACAAUGCAUUCUCGAUGCCUUAGAGGAGUUGUCCCUUUCCAAGUCAUCAUUGCGACCGGAGUCGAAGAAUCAAGUGCAAGAAUGUGACUGCUUGCAAGCGUGCACGGAACUCAAGUAUGAUGCUGAAGUGUCACAGGCCGUGUAUGACCUAACCACCUAUAGGCUCAACCCUGACCCGGAUAUCGCUCAGGGAUGGCGACUUCCCUCAGGCCUGGUGGUAUACUUCAGUGAUGAAAUCUACACCUCUCUACGGCGCUCUGAGUUGUAUGGUGGAGUGGACUUCCUCGCCAACUGCGGAGGCAUCAUGGGACUUUUCAUGGGAUUCUCUUUCUUGAGCUUGGUGGAGAUCAUCUAUUACUUCUCCAUGAGACUAUUCUGCCAUAUAAGAAGAUCAUCUACAGUUGAAGCAGAAACGUGAACAUUAAACGUAAAUAUUUGUAAUUUCAUAAAUAAAAUACUCAAAUGUAUGCUGUGACGCUUUCUUGCCUUAGUAAAUCUAAGUUGUUUUACCAUGGUUUUACUGAAAUAAAGUUGUUUACAUUGU